GGCAUUCUGCUUAGAGCCUCCGAGUUGUGGGCUUCGAUUGCCUCCAAUGCUUUGACACCAAUUCACCUGGAAGAUCAACAAGAUUCCUCAAUUGCACGUGAUUUAUCGACAACGCUUUUCAGUUAUUUCGCAUCUGCGUGAUAGUGUUGUGUGUUUUGUGAUAAAUUCCUCAAAAGGAUUGGUGGAUUAUUUUUCUUUAUAAUUCAAGUGAUUUUGCAGUGUGGAAAAUUGAAGCAGCUCAAGGAAGAGGAUCACAAUGAUCAAGUGCAUAGUUUUUAUUUCAACAUUGAUGCUGGUGAAUGCCGCUUCAAAGUACUAUGAUGGGGAAAACAGGCCUUAUGAGUUUGGUUUCAACAUCGAGGGAAACCAGCAUAGGCAUGAAAAGAAGGACGAGAAUGGCAUUAUCAUGGGCGAAUUUGGCUUUAUCACAGCUGAUAACGUCUACCAUGUAACGGUUUAUGCUACAGAUGCUGAUGGACACUUCAAGAUCAUUUCAAUGAAGAAUAUCAAACUCAUGGGAGGACCCAUGGCUAAGAAUAUUGCUGCUGCAAUUGAUUCUAUGAGGUCGAAUUUUGAAUCAUCGAGUCCACAAGGCAGAGCGUACAACGAAGACACAACGACUACCCCUCAACCCUUUGUUAUCCACUCAACAGCUUCUCCUACUGCCCCCGCUGCUCCUAUUAAGGAACUUGAGACCACAACGGUCGAACCAACUACUCAAAAGGCCAGCAAUAUUCAAUCCUGUUCCAACUGCAAAAUUCCUGAACCUCCGAGACCAGCCAAUGUACCCUUCAACCAAAAUUCACUGCCUCAGCAAAUGCCUUCCCUAAUGGAAAGAUUGCGUCCUCAGGAGCCCUCAAUGAACCAAGGAAUGAAUCUCAAUUUCAUUGAUCAGAACUCCUAUAACGCAGGUCAAGGACAAGACACUUCAUCAGGAAAUCUGGGAAAUCAAGAUUCAACACAGGGAUCUCAAAGUCCUUCAAGUGGAGCAGAAAGUCCUCAAUCAAAUGACGAUAGCCCUGUUCCUCCCAGUACGAAUCUCUCUCCACCACUCACAACUUCCAUGCCAACAAACGAGGGCUAUUCUGCUGAUCUCAAUUCACUUCAAGAGGGAAGAUCUCUGGGAAAUGACGGAAAUAAUGAUCUUUCAGCGACUUUGAACCCAGAGUCAAAUGGUGAGGGAUCACUACCGGAAGACAUGCCCAUUGAGAUGGUCAUGGCAAGAUUCAAGGGUGUGGAAAUGGCCAGAAAGCAGCAGCCGGAUGAGCAGCAAUAUUAUUCUCCAGAGCAGAGAGCUGAAUCACCAGACAGUGGAUCGGUGUCUCAGGCAGAGAUGGAGCAAAUGCUGCAAGGUCUUCUCUACCUCUUCAACUACACUGCUGGAUAUCACGGACACAAUGAGCAGGGUGAUCGUGAGGGCAACAAGGAAGGUGGAUACUACGUCGUUGGACGUGAUGGUCUGAGAAGGAGUACAGAAUACAAAGCAAAUCAAUUUGGAUACCAACCUCGAUUUAAACUUGAGAGAGUGUCACCAGAAGAAACACCUAUGGAAGAGACCGAAAAGGAAGCUGGACUUAAAGGCUAUGAGUUUAAGUGGUUCUAUCUAUAAUACUAAAAUAGUUCACUAUUCAAAAAAUACUCAUGGGGUGAAAAUUCAGGAAACUUUUCGCAAAAUUUAAAUUUGAAUUUAGAAAAAAAUCUCUCAAGAAAAUUUGAUAAAUGGUCUAAAUUAUUAAUGAAAUUAUAAUAAAGAAAAAAAACAACGUUGCAAGAAUAUCGGUUACUUCGAAAAAUAAGUCGCCUUCACUGUAAAUAUUUAAAAUAUGAAGAAAUAUAUGACAUAAAAUUUAUUUUA
Messenger RNA from Phlebotomus papatasi, 1855 nucleotides. RefSeq lists its product as uncharacterized. The coding region runs from base 257 to 1609 and encodes 450 amino acids. Gene Ontology annotation, cellular component: chitin-based extracellular matrix. NCBI's taxonomy places the organism in Eukaryota, Metazoa, Arthropoda, Insecta, Diptera, Psychodidae. Gene Ontology annotation, molecular function: structural constituent of chitin-based larval cuticle. The record is from RefSeq and is a predicted model, not a curated record. The transcript is spliced from 4 exons.